UGCAGCUGUUAUGGAAAGGCGUUAUUUGGUCACGUGACGAACCAAUUCAAAUGAUUCCAUCUCAAAGGACAACACGGGCUGUCUCUCUCCUCCUCCUUCCUCGUUCAAUAGGGGGAAUGCAACCCGACACGAUUGGCUGAACUGUACGGACUGUAUCCAAUCAGGAGCGGGGAAGCUGGGACCGAUCGCUGUGGAGCGCGACAUUCAAAGCCUGACUGAGACAUUAUAAGGCAGCGGGCAGCAGCCAUGGCCGGUAUAGUGCAGCCUCUGGCAGCCAGCAGGAGACAAAUGCCGCAAUACCGAGAACAAAGGCGAAAGAAAGUUGAGGAAAUAUUAUCCAGAAAGUUGUCCAUCCCAAAGCCUUCACAGCCAACUGAGCAGCCAGCAAUCCGGUCACCUUUAACAGAGACUGGUAAUAAAACUCUCCUUCAAAGAAUGGAAAUCCUUAAACCUGCCAUGCAGAAAAUGGCUAAUAAAGAGAAUGUUGUAAUUUGCAAUAAAAGAGAGGGCAUAAGUCUAACCACUGCUGUCAAGAAAACCGAUGCACCAAAAGCUAUUCCUGCAAGUGUGGCUGUGUUACCAAAACAUAACCGGCGAAAAGAGGGUCGCGGCAUGACAAUUGGUCAGCCUUUCUUAAAAACCAAAUUCUUUAACGAGCCACAACUAAAGGAUGAAAAGUUAAAAGUGGAGUUACGCAAAGAUAUUCUGGAGAAACCAUCAAAACCUGCACUUGGCGUUUAUCGUGGAAAAGUUGUUCAGUCCAAAAUUAACUCCUUUAGAAAUUCUUCUGAAAGAGCAAACGAACACAACCUGACAGAUGAGGUCAAACUUGGUGCAACUGCUCUGAAGGUAGCGGCAACAAAAAAGUCAAGUGCACCCGUGAAACAAAUGGCAAAGCCAGCUCCCGCCAGUAGCACAGAACAGAAAAGACCACCUGCUUCUAAGGUCAGAGCACAGGUGAGACCUUCUGCCAUUAUCACUAAGAGCAAGACUGAACCAGUGGUAACACACAGGCACACAACAUCUUCAAUCCAUUCAAAGCCAAAGAUCCAAACUUUGCUACAGAGACCAAAUCCUGUGGCACAACAAGGAAAGAUGGUAAACAAAAGUGAUCGGACAGCUCAUUUGAAGCCCGUUUCUGUACCUCAAAAAAAUAAACCUGCUCAACAACCAACUACUGGGAACAAAUAUUCCAGACCAAUAGAAACUGCAGAGCAAAGGAGGGCCCGUCUGGCAGAGUGGAGAGCUGCUAAAGGGAAGGUAAUAAAAAGGCCCCCAACUGCAGUACCAAAGUCUUGUACUACAAGCAAAGUGCCGGAAGAAAAAGAGUUGAAGAGUGAGUCCGAGCCACCAAGAGAGAUCGAAGAACCUCGCCAAUUGUUCUGGGCGACCAUGGCAGAAGAAGAUGAGCAGGAACUGUUUACACAGAAGGUUAACCAAAUGUUUGAAGAAUGCCAAAAGUUAAUUGAUGAGGACUGUCCAAAGGAGGAUGUUCUUGAACUACUGGAGACUCAAGUCCAGAGCCUUCCGGAAGCAAAAAAGCUUUCAAAGUAUUGGAUCUGUCUUGCACGUCUUGAGCAGCGAGAGGGGCAGCAUGAAAAAGUUAUUGCAAUCUGUGAGGAAGCCGCGAAAGCUGGAGCACAGCCAUUUGAUGAACUAAGAAGCAUUCUUGCUGAUGUUGUGGAAAAAUUGAAAGCUGCGUCUUUGGAUUGCGGGAAGGAUCUCAAAGAUGAAGUCACGACCAAUGAAGACACUGCAAAAGCAGAGGAAUCUGAGCGUGAAGUUAAAUCUGAACCUGUUGAACAGAGAGGCGUCACUGUCCGAGUCAAAGGCAAAAGAGGAAAGAAGGGAAGGCCUGUUAAGGAAGAAGACAGAGAUGAGCCACCAGAGAAAAAUCAACCGGCUAUGCUGGUGACCCCAGAAAAAGAGAAUGCUACGGUUAUAAGAUUUAAUGUUCGAUCAACUCCACAUCUAGAGAAAAUGAAGACUAGAAUUCAUGUGGAUGAAUGUGAUUCCGCUUUUAAGGACUUUAAGUUCAUAACUCCAGUAAGACGCUCUCACCGGAUUGAACGCAAUUCGCAUCACCUUCCAGAUAUGUUGAAAGACCAUGACCCAUGUGUUUCUGGUAUUUCUGAACUGGCUGACUUGGAGUCCUGUCCUAGUGCCUAUAUAUUCAGGAAAAACCAAGCGCUCACUGAAAUUACAGUCAAAAGUGUUCCUCUCAAAAGACAAACAAAACGUACAUAAAGGCAUGGACUUGCGCAAUCUGUCUUUAAGUUAAAUAUUAAUGUUUGGGCUGCAAGCUUAAAUUAAUUGAAUAUUCUACAGAUCUGUGGUAAAGGAACCUAUUUUUCCAGUUGCAGAACUGCAAAUCUAUAGGGGAUUACAUUAGUCCAGGUCAGACAUGGCAAAAUGAAAGCCUUAGACUGACUGUACAGCAAGUUUGGCUACUACUAAAGCCCUGCUUUGUGAUUCGAUUUACUCUCACUCGAGGUGAUAGUUUUGUUUACUUGCUGAACUUUGCCAUGAUAAAGUAAAGAUCUUUAUAGG
Pelobates fuscus (common spadefoot toad) is the source of this 2550-nucleotide messenger RNA. RefSeq names its product cytoskeleton associated protein 2 (gene CKAP2). Gene Ontology annotation, cellular component: microtubule cytoskeleton. Lineage: Eukaryota; Metazoa; Chordata; Amphibia; Anura; Pelobatidae. The transcript has 9 exons. Bases 247 to 2247 code for a protein of 666 amino acids. The record is from RefSeq and is a predicted model, not a curated record. Gene Ontology annotation, biological process: negative regulation of microtubule depolymerization.